Molecule: messenger RNA, 1305 nt
Organism: Naegleria gruberi
Lineage: Eukaryota; Heterolobosea; Eutetramitea; Acrasida; Naegleriidae
Exons: 1
Coding region: 1-1305 (434 amino acids)
Source: RefSeq, a predicted model, not a curated record
AUGUCAACAAGUAAUAAUAGCAAUUCUUCAAUCUUUGUGCGUCUUUUUGAGAAAUUAUAUAGCAUGUUGACCUCUCCUUUUAGAUGGAUUUGGUCAAAGGUUGUUCCAUCAUCAAAUUCUUCAUCUUCGUCUUUGGGAAAAACAAGCCUUGAUGAUAGAUAUGCUGGAGUGGCUAGUCAGAAUCCUGGAAAGACAGUUAUUGAAUAUCCUACAUUGCCUGUUCAUGAAUUACCGAAAAUAUAUGAUGAGAAGGCUGGUUCCAGUUUUGUAAAGGAUUUUGAUAUUGAAUUGGAUAGCUCGGAGGAAAUACUCAAGUUUUUCAAUGAGUUUGGUGUGGUUGUAUUUAGGAAUGUAUUGAAUGAGGAAGAGGUUGAUAGAUCAUUGGAUGAUGUUUGGAAUAUUUUGGAAAAAGAAGAACAUAUGAAACCAAACGAUCCUGAAACUUGGAAGAAGGGAUCAAGAAUGGGAAUUGUUGGGAAUGAUGUUUAUUGGACAAGGGUCGGAAUGGAAAAUAGACAGAAUGAAAAGUUGGUAAAAUGUUUUGAGUUGGUGUAUGGAAUGGAUAGAUCAAAGUUGUGGACUAGUUUUGAUAGAAUUGGUGUUUUAAAGCCAACAGUUGAUGUACCAGUUCCUUACAAUGAUUCAAACUCGCUUCCCAAAUCUAGACAAUUGAGUGAAAUGCCUUCAGAAACAAGUCUUGUUCAAAAGAAGGAGUUGAAAACAGAAUCUCAGUGGUUGCAUUGGGAUUUGAAUCCUUACUACUGCUUGGGUGAAUAUCCAGCCCAAGCUGAAGAUGAAAACGAUAACAAGCAAAUUAUUGGAAGUAAUCCAGACUAUUACUUUAUUGUAGAGAAUAAUUCAAACUAUGAAGUAAUUAGAUUGCAAGGUAUUUUAGCUAUUUCUGAAACCAGAGAGCAAGAUGGAGGAUUUGUUUGUGUACCUGGGUUCGUUCAACAUGUAAAGGAAUAUGCAGAAAAAUUGAGGGAUUACAAACCUGGGCCAAGAUGUACAUUCCUCUCAGUGAGAAAGGAAGAUCCACUCAUCUCACAAACCCAAAAAGUUCCAGUCAGAAAGGGAUCUUUAAUCAUUUUCAACAGCUUACUUCCUCAUGCUAAUUUCCCAAAUUCCUCUGAUAGAUUCAGAGUUUGUCAAUACAUUAAGAUGGUGCCAAAGAAGGGAAGUGAGGAAUUCCAAAGGCUUAGAGCUACUAUGGUCCAUGAUUUAAUGUCUCAAGACUUUGUACCAAAUGAGAUUGGUAAGGAAGUCUUUGGAUUUAAUCUGCUGGAUAAAUAUAAGCAACAAUAA